Myotis myotis is the source of this 5401-nucleotide messenger RNA. RefSeq names its product serine/threonine kinase 10 (gene STK10). The transcript is spliced from 19 exons. NCBI's taxonomy places the organism in Eukaryota, Metazoa, Chordata, Mammalia, Chiroptera, Vespertilionidae. Gene Ontology annotation, biological process: protein phosphorylation. Gene Ontology annotation, molecular function: protein serine/threonine kinase activity; ATP binding. The record is from RefSeq and is a predicted model, not a curated record. The coding region runs from base 333 to 3230 and encodes 965 amino acids.
GGGCGGGCGCGGGCGGGUCCCAGGCCGCGUCCCACGGCUCGCGGGCAGGGUGUGGGCGCGGCGCCAGCGGGGCCGGCACGCGGGAGGCGUCCCUGGAGACGGGACCGAGCGGGGGCGGGGCCCGCGGCCGCCCGAGAGGUUCCGGGUGCUCCCGCCGCGCGCAGCCCCGGGCGCACUUGACCGGGGUCGGGCUGCGGGGAAGGGCGGGUCUGGGGAGAACCCCCGAGCGCCGCGGCGUCCGGCAGCCCCUCCUCCUCGCGGCCGCCGAGCCGCAGCCCGAGCCCGAGCCCGAGCCGGCGCCACCUCGCCCCCGGGCUCGCGCGCCCCCGGCCAUGGCUUUCGCCAAUUUCCGCCGCAUCCUGCGCCUGUCCACCUUCGAGAAGAGAAAGUCCCGCGAAUAUGAGCACGUCCGGCGGGACCUGGAUCCCAACGAGGUGUGGGAGAUCGUGGGCGAGCUGGGCGACGGUGCCUUCGGCAAGGUCUACAAGGCCAAGAACAAGGAGACGGGUGCCCUGGCCGCCGCCAAAGUCAUUGAGACCAAGAGCGAGGAGGAGCUGGAGGACUACAUUGUGGAGAUUGAGAUCCUGGCCACCUGCGACCACCCCUACAUCGUGAAGCUCCUGGGGGCCUACUACUACGACGGCAUGCUGUGGAUCAUGAUCGAGUUCUGUGCGGGGGGAGCUGUGGAUGCCAUCAUGCUGGAGCUGGACCGAGGCCUCACCGAGCCCCAGAUUCAGGUCGUUUGCCGCCAGAUGCUAGAAGCCCUCCACUUCCUGCACGGCAAGAAGAUCAUCCACCGGGACCUGAAGGCCGGCAACGUGCUGAUGACCCUGGAGGGCGACAUCCGGCUGGCUGACUUUGGUGUGUCUGCCAAGAAUCUGAAAACUCUGCAGAAACGAGAUUCCUUCAUCGGAACGCCUUACUGGAUGGCCCCCGAGGUGGUGAUGUGCGAGACCAUGAAGGACACCCCGUACGACUGCAAAGCCGACAUCUGGUCCCUGGGCAUCACUCUCAUCGAGAUGGCCCAGAUCGAGCCCCCGCACCAUGAGCUCAACCCCAUGCGGGUCCUGCUCAAGAUCGCCAAGUCGGACCCCCCCACGCUGCUCACCCCUUCCAAGUGGUCCGCGGAGUUCCGAGACUUCCUGAAGACGGCGCUGGACAAGAACCCGGAGACGCGGCCCAGCGCGGCGCAGCUCCUGGAGCAUCCCUUCGUCAGCGGCGUCACCAGUAACAAGGCUCUGCGGGAGCUGGUGGCCGAGGCCAAGGCCGAGGUGAUGGAGGAGAUUGAAGACGGCCGGGAGGAGGGGGAGGAGGAGGACUCCGUGGACGCCACCUCGCCCCUAGGGGACCACACUCGCACCUCUUCUGAGGUGAGUCAGGUGAGCCUUGAUGCCAACAAGCCUCUCCAGGAGCCACCUGUCACUCCAGUGCCACCCGGCCAGCCUCAGGACCGGGAGAACGGGCCCAGCCUGCCCUCUGGGGACAGUUCCCUCCAGACCACGAAGCCCCCGGAUGUGGCCGCUGGGAAUGAGAAUGGCCUCGCCGUGCCCGUGCCUCUCCGCAAGUCCCGGCCAGUGUCGAUGGGCGCCAGAAUUCAGGUGCCCGAGGAGAAGCAGGGGGCUGACCAGGCUGGGGACCUCAGUCCCACAGCCAACCGGCCCCGGAAGACAAGCCAGAGCCGCCCCAUCAGCAGCGCCCUGGAGACCUUGGGCAGCGAGAAGCUGGCCAACGGCAGCCUGGAGCUCCCCACCCCGGCCUCUCCUUCCAAGAGGGACUCGGACUGUGGCAGCCUGUCCACCUCCGAGAGCAUGGACUACAGCACCUCCCUGUCAGCUGACCUGUCCCUGAACAGAGAGACGGGCUCUCUGUCCAUCAAGGACUCCAGGCUGCACAAUAAAACCCUCAAGAGGACGCGCAAGUUUGUGGUGGACGGUGUGGAGGUGAGCAUCACCACCUCCAAGAUCAUCAGCGAAGAUGAGAAGAAGGACGAGGAGAUGAGAUUCCUCAGGCGCCAGGAACUCCGAGAGCUUCGGCUGCUCCAGAAAGAGGAGCAUCGGAACCAGAACCAGCUGAGCAGAAAGCACGAGCUGCAGCUGGAGCAGAUGCAUAAACGUUUUGAACAAGAAAUCAACGCCAAGAAGAAGUUCUUUGACACGGAGCUGGAGAACCUGGAGCGUCAGCAGAAGCAGCAAGUAGAGAAGAUGGAGCAGGACCACGCUGUGCGCCGCCGGGACGAGGCCAAGCGGAUCCGCCUGGAGCAGGAGCGGGACUACACCAGGUUCCAGGAGCAGCUCAAGCUGAUGAAGAAGGAGGUCAAGAAUGAGGUGGAGAAGCUCCCCAGGCAGCAGCGGAAGGAGAGCAUGAAGCAGAAGAUGGAGGAGCAUGCGCAGAAAAAGCAGCAUCUUGACCGGGACUUCCUAGCCAAGCAGAAGGAGGACCUGGAGCAGGCGAUGAAGAAGAUCACGGCCGACAACAGGCGGGAGAUCUGUGACAAGGAGCGCGAGUGCCUGACUCGGAAGCAGGAGCUCCUUCGAGACCGGGAGGCGGCCCUGUGGGACAUGGAGGAGCAUCACCUGCAGGAGAGGCACCAGUUGGUCAAGCAGCAGCUCAAGGACCAGUACUUCCUCCAGCGGCACGAGCUGGUGCGCAAGCACGAGAAGGAGCGGGAGCAGAUGCAGCGCUACAACCAGCGCAUGGUGGAGCAGCUGAAGGCGCGGCAGCAGCAGGAGAAGGCGCGGCUGCCCAAGAUCCAGAGGAGCGAGGGCAAGACGCGCAUGGCCAUGUACAAGAAGAGCCUGCACAUCAGCGGGGCGGGCAGCGCUGCCGAGCAGCGCGAGAAGAUCAAGCAGUUUUCCCAGCAAGAGGAGAAGAGGCAGAAGGCAGAGCGGCUGCAGCAGCAGCAGAAACAUGAGAACCAGAUGCGGGACAUGGCGGCCCAGUGCGAGAGUAACAUGAGUGAGCUGCAGCAGCUGCAGAAUGAGAAGUGUCACCUCCUGGUAGAACAUGAAACCCAGAAGCUGAAGGCCCUGGACGAGAGCCAUAACCAGAACCUGAAGGAAUGGCGGGACAGGCUUCGGCCACGCAAAAAGGCUCUGGAAGAAGAUCUGAACCAGAAGAAGCGGGAGCAGGAGAUGUUCUUCAAACUGAACGAGGAGACGGAGUGCCCGAACCCCACCACCCCAAACAAGGCCACCAAGUUCUUCCCCUAUAGCUCUGCUGAUGCUUCCUAACAGCCAUGCGGGCUGUGGCUGGCAGGCUGGCGGGCCUCUGGCACCCCCCCUCUCUGUGAGCAAGUAACUCAGGGCCCCUCCCUCUUGCUUCCACACCAGCUCGAAUCCAGCCCCUUGCCCGAGUGACCCGUGUUCCUGACUUCGCGCUCACUCAUGGAGGAUCGCCUAAUUUUAAUAUAUGUUCUCUUUGAACCCCAGGCCCCUUCAAGCAGUCAGUGAUUCGGGUUGUGGGUGUGGUCAGGGUCCUAGAGGAACGAGUGUGCCGUAGCCUCGAGGCCCCUCCUGUUUGCCAAAACACCAGUUUUCGCUGUCUGUGGGUGCAAAGUGCUGCCGCUGACGUCACCAUGGGCUCGUCCAAAUGCUGUAAUUCUUGGUGGCUUUUCAGCCAUUGCCUGCAGCGUCAGACAAGAAUCAUGGCUCCUCACAGCCAGCUGCUCAGGGGGUGCCCUCAUUUCUCCACUUUCCCCGAUCUGCUUUCCUCUUGAGGCCAUGUCUGCAAUGGGAAAGCCAGAACUGUUCAUUCUCCUGGCCCCAGGUCUUUUCAUGCCAUCUUGUGCCUCCCACUUCCUGCACACACACUCACAUACACACACAGGGCUUGGGCCCCUGGGCCUCUCGUACCAGGUGGGUUGGAACACAUUUGCUGCCUGAGCCGCUGAGUAUGUUAGGUGGAGCCGCUGGUAUGGGGCAUGUUGGCACGAGAGGCACAAGAUGGUACGGGGUGAACUGUCUGGUUCCUUUUGGCCCCCAUGUGGUAGUGUGUGUUCAGGGACAAAUGGGUGUGUUCACCACCCAGCACUUCCACAACCCAGUCUGUUUCCAUCUCACAUUUGCCCGGGUGAAAUGGGAAGCUGUCUGCCUCUGCCCUGUGCUCCUCCUAUUCCAGGAGCCUGGCCUUAUACUUCAGAGGUCUGGCAGUCCUCAGGAAGCAAAAGCAUCAGGGAGAAACUAAUGCUUUUUGCCCCCCGGAACAUGGCAGAAGCAAAGCUUCUGUAGCUCAGACAGAAUCCUGGCCUCCCAGAUUCUGAUCCCCAAGGCUGCAGUGUCGAUAACCCAAUGAAGGCAAAUGCUCAAACUGGCAUUGGGCUUAUUUACAAAAAAAACUUUUAACCUUGGUUUCUAACUUGAAACAAAUGUAAAUGAAUGGCUUCUUCAGGAAGAUACCUGCUUUAAAGAAACAAGACAGAAAACUGAAGGUGAUUUUGAGAAAUCAUAUGGGCACAUUGAGUCUGGGUGCUAAUCUGCUAGUGACAGAGUGAAUGCCGCCCCCAGGAGGACUUUCUCCUUCUUCAUUCCUUAUGGUUAGGUUCGAAGCUUUGUCUUUCUAAAGCAAAGUCUUAGCACUGGCUGUAAUCCUCUCCUGGAUCUUGCAAAGGGAGAGUUGCCAUUCAAAAGAAGGGACUUGGGGUGCCCAAGUCUCACAGAUGCAGUAAAGAUGCUCUGGAGGCCGUGGGAAGGCGAUGGUCCUCUUAGGUUAGUGAGCAUCCAGCUCGCCUGCUUCGGGACUUGACCCACAUGGGACACUGGUCAGGUAUCAACAAAUGAAACAAUUGUCCCUUUUGACUCUUAGGUGCACAGGUGCUGGAAAAUGUGAACCAGCAGCAGUGUAACUACAGAGCGGAGGCCCAGUUCUGCCCGGGCAGGCCAGUACUGGCGAAUGGCCAGGUGGGGCUGAUGUGGGUUUUGUUUACAGCACAUUGCCUUUUGCAGCCUGGGGUGUGAGAAUGAGUAUUAGGUUUUAUGACUCAGGCAAGUCUUUGGUCCUUCCCUUACGUGACUUGCCAUUCACGUUGGAAUCGUGUUCGAGUUGCUGUUUCCCUGCUCAGUGCCACCGGAGCCCUAACAGGUUCCCUGUUCUUUCUGGACGGGGUCUGGUUGGCCUUCCAGCCUCACAGCUGAGCCAGUGUGCACUGCCCAUCGCAGAGAAGGCCCACGCAGUGUUCCCAGGCCCUGUGCUAACGUUUCCUCUGUGAGGGACAGAAGAAACUGUCCCUCCUUUUCAGUCCAUUUAUGGCAGAGUAUAUAUAACUAACUUAUAUGUUCCCUUUUUGAAGGAUAGAAGUUAUUUUUAUGUAGUUUCCAAACUUUAUACAAAGCUUUUGUAAAAUGUUCUUUGCAAAGUUAACUGCAAGAAUGUAAAUAUGCUUCUAAUAAAAUAACAAAGGGAGAAA